Messenger RNA from Calidris pugnax (ruff), 3287 nucleotides. RefSeq names its product cytidine monophosphate (UMP-CMP) kinase 1, cytosolic (gene CMPK1). Gene Ontology annotation, cellular component: nucleus; cytoplasm. Gene Ontology annotation, biological process: UDP biosynthetic process; 'de novo' pyrimidine nucleobase biosynthetic process; CDP biosynthetic process. Bases 400 to 990 code for a protein of 196 amino acids. Gene Ontology annotation, molecular function: UMP kinase activity; ATP binding. Lineage: Eukaryota; Metazoa; Chordata; Aves; Charadriiformes; Scolopacidae. The record is from RefSeq and is a predicted model, not a curated record. The transcript has 6 exons.
GGCGGCGGUGGCCGCCCUGGAUUUCGAAAUAAACCGGCACAACCCUCCUUCCUUCCCGCUUGCUCCGCACUGCGGCAGCGUCGCUCCGGCCUUCGUUUGUCCCAGGGCCGUGAGCCGCUUGCAGCGCUCGCCGCAGGCCUGCGCGUCGCAGGCCUCAGGCCGCGGUUGGCGGGACGGCGGAGCGGAGGGCCACCGCCUUGCGCGCGUGCAAGCCCCGCCCCUCCCGGUCGCCGCCGGGGACCCGGAAGCACUUUUCCCUCGGCGGGGACAGCUCAGCAGCCAGUGGCAGCAGCGGCUCUGCCUCACCCCGGCUCCGGCCUCCGUGCCCGCCCGCUCCACAGCCGCUGCUCCCCUACCGCCGCUGUCCUGCUGCUGCUCCGCCGCCGCCUCCUCCUCCUCAUGAAGCCCGUCGUCGUCUUUGUCCUCGGCGGGCCCGGGGCGGGCAAGGGGACGCAGUGCGCCCGCAUCGUGGAGAAAUACGGCUACACGCACCUCUCUGCCGGUGACCUCCUUCGAGAUGAACGGAAAAGGCCAGGCUCGCAGUAUGGAGAACUCAUUGAGAACUACAUUAAGGAGGGGGAAAUCGUACCGGUUGAGAUAACAAUCAGUUUGCUGAAGAGGGCUAUGGAUCAAACAAUGGCUGCCAAUUCCCAGAAGAACAAGUUCUUGAUUGAUGGAUUUCCCAGGAAUGAAGAUAAUCUUCAAGGCUGGAAUAAGACUAUGGAUGGAAAGGCGGAUGUUUCUUUUGUUCUCUUUUUCGAUUGUGACAAUGAGAUCUGUAUUAGCCGCUGUCUUGAAAGAGGCAAGAGCAGUGGUAGGAGUGAUGAUAAUCGGGAGAGUCUGGAGAAGAGAAUUCAUACAUAUCUGCAGUCUACUAAGCCUAUAAUAGAUUUGUACGAGAGAAUGGGAAAAGUCAGAAAAGUGGAUGCCUCUAAGUCUGUUGAUGAAGUCUUUGAAAAAGUUGUACAAAUUUUCGACAAAGAAGGCUAAUUCCCAGCUUGAAAGUUCAUUUAAACUUGUGCUUGAAUCUUGCUUGAAUAGCUGCUACUGCAGUCCGUUCUUUGUAAUUGUUUUAAAAGAUUUUUUUUAUUGUUUUUCACAUAUCUAAUGAUGAUUGGAAAAGCAGUUAAUUACAAAUGGAUCUGUUUUUUAAAUAGGAAUUAAUCUCUCGUGGCUAUAGUAAACAAAUUUCAGGGUUCUUCAUUAGUACAAGUUCAGUUACUCCCAUGGCAAAACCACAGUUAAAACAUGUCUCUGAAGAGACUAUUUAUUCUGUCACAGUUCUGUGCCUAUCGUGGACAGCCCUUAUUGCCAUACACUUUUUUUUUUUAAGGAUCAAUUAAACAGCAACAUUAAGCAAUGAGGGACCUGUGUGCCCUUGUUUGUUUUUUGGAUGCUCGGACCAAAUUUAGCAGAUAUUUUUUUCAGAGUAUAAUUUUGUCACAAGUUUCCCUGUAGCCCCCAACCUUGAAUUCUGUAAGUCAAGAUAUAGUUAGUAUGAGAAUCUGUUUUAGCAGUUCUCACAAAACUAUUUAAUAUGCUCUUCAGCAAUAGAUAUACAAAGUAUGUUAUGGAAAGUGGUGCUUUCUUAUGACUCUGGAUAUAAACUGUCUUGUAAGUUCUUGAGUAACUGGAUGACGUGGCCCUGGGCUUUACCUUGUCUUCAUUUGCAACAGGUUAAGAAUAUAAUUUCAAAGUCAGGUCAGUAUUUCCAUACAUAUUUUAAAUGGUGGUUAUAUUCUUAAUUACAGCAUGGUCUUCACAAGAUGGUGAAACUCUUAAAUAGAGUACAAUAAGCAAAAUCUUCUAACAGUUCUGUCUUUUGUAACAAGUGGAAGGGAUUUUCUGUAUUAUUAUUAUUAUUAUUGAAAUACUGUGUUACUGAAUGCUUUAAAGUUUGUUACCUGGGGAAAUAUUUUUAUGGUUAAACUAGUGAAUUUGUUUCCCUAAAAUUGUAUCAUUUUAAUAGGUGUUUGUUUGAAAAAAAAUGUAAAUUAUUGCACUUUUGUUAUGAUGUGGUCAACUGAGGGGGAAGAUAACCGCAGGAAAAAAGUUCCAUUCCCUUAAACAAAUUGGGUCCUGCUUCAUCACGUUCUCUUGAAUUAGCCAAGUAGAGUCAGCAGCAAUAGUUGGGAUAAGCAGAUCACUAGUUGAAACAAAUCGGUUUAAAUGUUUGUACAGAUAUGGUGUAAUUCUGCCUUUUGUUGAAAGUAACCUUUUCUCUCCCCUAUGUAGUAUGGAUAGGUCUGGGGGGGCCCAACCUACAUUCUUUGAGUGCCCUAAGCUUUCACUGAAGAUGAUUGUUUUUAUGAUAGCGUGGUUCUUCCCACAUUAACUGACACUGUAAUUGGUUUGUGAUAUGCUAAUAAAUGUUGCAAAUUACAGGGAAUUGCAAUUUGGAGAUCUUGGUGUUCAGCUUUUCUUUAUUGAUGACUUUAUUUAGGAAAAGCUUUAAAUUAAGCCUAGCUUCUAAUGAGAGUCAGACGCGUUGGUCCUCAUCGUGCAAUCUGAUCCGUGCAGGCAGAUCUGUAUUUGCAGGAAUUCUCAUCCUGCUGAGGUUUUUGAGGCUGCUGCACUGGGGAAGAGAUGGGUACAGAAACAAAGGGUAUAAACUACAAUAUCUUUUCCAUUAUGGUAGGAAUUCAAACCACGGACUGAGCACAAAUAGCUGUUUACUACUGCAGAAUAUAUGGACCAUGGCUACUUUUGUGAGUGUGGGCUUUUGCUUUAUGAAAUUCCCCUUAAAAAAAAAAAAAAAAAGAUUAAAUCACGGAAUUUAAUUCUUAUUGUAUGAGUAUGCUGACAUAGGAUAGGAUCUAGUGAAACUGCAUGUUUUGAUACGAGGUUAGAAUCAGGAUUUUUCCAAAAAGUCUUCAAACAGGAUGCUUUAAUCUAAUUAGAUUUAAUUAUCUUUUGUUUCUUCAUUACUGUUUUUUACAAGUUCUGUUCAGAAUAGAGUAUCUGUUUUCUCUCAUCAUAUACUUUUCUGUGUAUUUAAGUGCUAAAACAAGAAAAAAACCUUUUGGAGCAAGUUUUUAGGAAAAAAACCCAAUGUUUUGGCAAUAUUGAAUUUGGAGUGGAUUGUAAUGUGUCUGUGCAAAGACUAGAUUAUUUUUUUUGUCAUUUUAUUUAUUGAAGAUGCCAUUAAAUGUGUUACCAAUUCUUUCAAGUUGGACUCAUGAUUGAAAUAAAGAUUAAAGGCGAUACGCCAACGUGUUAUGUCUGUUUAGCAGCAAAACUGUACAAAGAAUUUGAAAAGAUCCAAUAAACUUUGUUCUGUGGCUUAA